AUGACGUCUCAAAGCCGGUAUUCAUGCGUAACCUGUGCCCGGCGCAAAGUCAAAUGCGACAAGCUGAGCCCGUGCUCGGCCUGCUCCAAGUCACAAGUCGCGUGUAUUUAUCGAGACCCAGUGCCGUCGCAGAGAUACCGAAAGCGCGUGACUCAGCGUGAUCUCCUGUCCAAGAUCCAGGAGCUCGAAACCAUCCUUCAUAGCAAUAGGAUUCCAUUUGAAGCGCUGGAUAACUCAUGGAUUAGCUCACGGUGGGAAGAACGGCUUGCCCAGAGCCCUCAGACCCAGGCACGCUUCAUUGAGACUGCAGCGACGACUGAGGUAUCUCUACAGGCGCAAUUCGCGGCAAACCUGGACCAAACCAACGACAGGAAUAGGUCCACCCACAACGAUACAGACCUGAGCGAGCCCUCUCUAUUACUUCCUACUCAUAUCUCUACAACUGGAGGGCAACUAGAAUUACAUCCUGAUCCGAAGCACGUUUUCAAGCUUUGGCAGAUGUUCGCGGAUAACGUCAACCCUUUGAUCAAAAUUAUACACGCGCCUACUCUUCAAGAGAAGAUUUUCGAGGCAGCAUGGGCUCCAAAUUCGACUGCAAGGCCGCUCGAGGCUACCAUGUUUGCAGUAUACGCGCUAGCUGUAGCUUCAAUGAAGCCUGCUAGCUGUAUCGAUCUAUUUGGAGAAGAUAAGCAAGUGCUUGUGAAUAGAUACCGCAAAGGAGCGUUACAAGCUCUAUCUGGCACUGAUCUACUCUCAACGAGAGACAUGGAGGUACUGCAGGCUUUGACUCUUGUUCUUAUGAUUGAUCCCCAGUCAGAGCUCUCAAUCACAGCAGCUGCGCUAGCUAUGCGUAUUGCCCACAAAAUGGGAUUGCAUCAUGCCGACAAAGACUCUCAUAUGCCGUUCUUUGAGCAAGAGAUGCAAGUACGUCUAUGGUGGUGUAUUCGCGGCUUCAACUCACGCGCCCGUCGAGGCAUGGGGUUGUUAUCGACUGUUGAUGACCUGGGCGACGUGCGUCUUCCGAUGAAUGUCAACGACGCAGAUCUUCACCCGCUCAUGGAGAAACCCCCAGCAGUUCAGCAUACCGCCGCCACAGAGAUGGCUUAUUGUUUGAUGAAAUACGACCUCUGGAACUAUGUUCGGAAGUCCUCCAGAUUCUCUAGUGAUCCCAACCCAAGAGAAAAAGCCGCUCAGCUAGCCGCCUCGACGAGUGUUGAAAACAUGGCAGUGAAAAGAAUGAUGCUUAGCAACGUAACUCACAUGCUCCAGGAAAGGUAUCUUGCGUAUCUUGACCAGAGUAUACCACUGCAUCGGCUCUCGAUCGCCUUGGCGGGGCUUACCGUCCACAAUCAGCGCUUCUCAAUGUUCCAUCCUCGCCAUCAACCUGGAGGUGGCAGAAACAUGUCUCAAGCCGACCAGGACUUUGUUUUCGAAAGCAGUGUCCGGUUGCUGGAGUUGAAUCAUGACGUGCGCCACACAAACUUCUCGAUAAACUUGGUGGACCAUAUGGUAUGCAGAACACCGGUUGAUGCUCUGGUGUACAUGGUUAGUGAGCUGCGACAACGUAUGAGUGGCUGCCUCGUCGAUACUGCGUGGACGUUGCUGGAGGAACUGUUUGACGAACAGUUUGCAAUUCCACCGGGAGAGCAUAAAUUCUACGCCGCGCUGGUGGAUUUGAUACUACAGGCAUGGGCGGCACGCCGGCGUACACUAGAUCAUAGACAGGAUAUCGCUCCCAAAUUUAUCGAAAGGCUGCAGGCAGUAAGUGGCGCUGCCGAUGAUACACAAGACCCAGCAUCAGAUACGGAAAAUCUGCAGGUUGGACUGAUAGGCGAUCUGAUGCACGACGAAUCUCUAGACUGGACUUACUGGAAUGAUCUGCUCCAACUAUGA
Messenger RNA from Trichoderma atroviride IMI 206040, 1893 nucleotides. Lineage: Eukaryota; Fungi; Ascomycota; Sordariomycetes; Hypocreales; Hypocreaceae. The record is from RefSeq and is a predicted model, not a curated record.